AAGAGGAAAUCAACUGUUUAAAACACAGAGGCGAAUAGCGGACAGGGCAGAGAGAAGGACCUGAAACAGCGCACCUGAACUGAACUGGGAGCAGAAAAACUAAGAGAGAGAACAAUACAACCCGCCGUCAAUAUUACAUUACCGCACGAGAGACAACACCGUCUAACUCGAAGCGCUUAUCCUCGAAGUGAAGAUGCAGAUUAAAGUCACGACCUUGACGGGGACUUGUUAUCCCGUGGAAAUGGAUCCCAGCGCCACAGUGGGGCAGCUGAAGCAGGAGAUCGAGUGUCGGUUCAGUGUUCCAGCGUUUAUGAAACUGGCGAUGCAGAAGAACGGGGGCAAAGAGCUGGAAGACGAGGGGAGGCGGCUGAGCGAGUGCGGGCUGGAGCACGGAGACACCGUGGUGAUGGUGGUCACCGAGCCCAAGUCCAUGCAAGUCUUCUUGCGGAAUGACAAGGGCAAGACGCAUACAUACGAGAUCUUCCCGGGGGAGACGGUCACCGAGUUCCGGCAGAAGGUUUAUCGGGUGGAAAAUGUUCCACCGGAUCAACAGGUGCUCCUCUAUGAAUCCAAGCCGCUUCAAGACGGCAGGAAAUUGGAGGAUUAUAACAUCAGGCCCCAUACUACCAUCACCUUGAACCUGCGUCUGAGAGGAGGCUAAGUGCAGCGCUGCGUCCAGUGCCUUCCAGAGAUGCUUAUCAUCUUUGAAUUACACCAUGGACCUGAUCUAUAAGAGCAUAAUUACAGUACUACAGAUUAUCCUUAAUACAGUGACUGUGGAAAUGCGUAUGACUUAAUUGUUUAGCAUUUACAUAACAUACUGUAAACAACCCCCCCCCCCCCCACACAAAAAAUAAUAUAUAUAUAUAUAUACAAGUUUAUGACAUUUUUGUUUUGUUGUUUCUUUUAAGUUAUUAUUUGUGUAUUAAAAUACUUGCUGCAUUCCCUAAGCUAAGGGGUUAUAUAACGUGGUUGGCAUCCCCCAGCACAAACGUUAAAGAGCACCUUUCUUAAAAAAAAAAAAAAUGAUUGCACUUACUUGUGAAUGCUUGCUAGUUUGCACAAUCCCAUUGGCCGGGCUGGCAGCCCGUUUCCUUUUCUGUCCUUUUCUGAGAGAUUCAGCUGAUCAGGGCCAUGCAGCUCUCCUGUUGCAGUGAUUCUGUGAAAAUGUGGUGCAUCUGCUGGGUGUCAAGGAUCGUAACACCUGUCUGCAACAGCUAAUGUGUCCCUGUUUUAAAAAUGAUAUAUUUUGAGUGUGUAACGUUUUACUUUUGUAUAGAUUUGCAAUGAAAUAAAAAUUUAUAAAAAAGUGAAU
Molecule: messenger RNA, 1315 nt
Organism: Acipenser ruthenus (sterlet)
Lineage: Eukaryota; Metazoa; Chordata; Actinopteri; Acipenseriformes; Acipenseridae
Product: polyubiquitin-like
Exons: 2
Coding region: 194-661 (155 amino acids)
Biological process (GO): protein ubiquitination; modification-dependent protein catabolic process
Cellular component (GO): nucleus; cytoplasm
Molecular function (GO): ubiquitin protein ligase binding; protein tag activity
Source: RefSeq, a predicted model, not a curated record